Molecule: messenger RNA, 4117 nt
Organism: Sus scrofa (pig)
Lineage: Eukaryota; Metazoa; Chordata; Mammalia; Artiodactyla; Suidae
Gene: KCNQ4
Product: potassium voltage-gated channel subfamily Q member 4
Biological process (GO): potassium ion transmembrane transport
Cellular component (GO): voltage-gated potassium channel complex; membrane
Molecular function (GO): voltage-gated potassium channel activity
Source: RefSeq, a predicted model, not a curated record
CGCCCGGCGCCGCCCAUGGCCGAGGCCCCCGCCCGCCGCCUCGGCCGGGCCCCCCCGACCGGGGACGCCCCCCGCGCCGAGCUGGUGGCGCUCACGGCCGUGCGGAGCGAGCGCGGCGAGGCGGGCGGGGGCGGCUCCCCGCGCCGCCUGGGCCUCCUGGGCAGCCCCCUGCCGCCGGGCGCACCCCUCCCGGGGCCGGGGCCGGGGCCGGGCUCCGCCUGCGGCCAGCGCUCCUCGGCCGCGCACAAGCGCUACCGCCGCCUGCAGAACUGGGUCUACAACGUGCUGGAGCGACCCCGCGGCUGGGCCUUCGUCUACCACGUCUUCAUAUUUUUGCUCGUCUUCAGCUGCCUGGUGCUGUCCGUGCUGUCUACUAUCCAGGAGCACCAGGAACUUGCCAACGAGUGUCUCCUCAUCUUGGAAUUCGUGAUGAUCGUGGUGUUUGGCCUGGAGUACAUCGUCCGUGUCUGGUCUGCUGGAUGCUGCUGCCGCUACCGAGGAUGGCAGGGCCGCUUCCGUUUUGCCAGAAAACCCUUCUGUGUCAUCGACUUCAUCGUGUUCGUGGCCUCGGUGGCCGUCAUCGCCGCGGGUACGCAGGGCAACAUCUUUGCCACGUCUGCGCUGCGCAGCAUGCGCUUCCUGCAGAUCCUGCGCAUGGUGCGCAUGGACCGCCGCGGCGGCACCUGGAAGCUGCUGGGUUCGGUGGUCUACGCGCACAGCAAGGAGCUGAUCACCGCCUGGUACAUCGGGUUCCUGGUGCUCAUCUUUGCCUCCUUCCUGGUCUAUCUGGCUGAAAAGGACGCCAACUCCGACUUCUCCUCCUACGCCGACUCACUCUGGUGGGGGACGAUUACACUGACGACCAUCGGCUAUGGUGACAAGACGCCACACACCUGGCUGGGCAGGGUCCUGGCUGCUGGCUUUGCCUUACUGGGCAUCUCCUUCUUUGCCUUGCCUGCUGGCAUCCUUGGCUCUGGCUUUGCCCUGAAGGUGCAGGAGCAGCACCGGCAGAAACAUUUCGAGAAGCGGAGGAUGCCAGCAGCCAACCUUAUCCAGGCUGCGUGGCGCCUGUACUCCACCGACACGAGCCGAGCCUACCUGACGGCCACCUGGUACUACUAUGACAGCAUCCUCCCGUCCUUCAGAGAGCUGGCCCUCUUGUUUGAGCACGUGCAACGGGCCCGCAACGGGGGCCUGCGGCCCCUGGAGGUGCGGCGGGCGCCGGUACCUGAUGGAGCGCCCUCCCGUUACCCGCCCGUUGCCACCUGCCAUCGGCCGGGCAGCGCCUCCUUCUGCCCUGGGGAAAGCUGGAGAGAGGAGGAGGCCGCUGGCCACAGGUGCUUACGGCUCAGCAGCCGGAUGGGCAUCAAAGACCGCAUCCGCAUGGGCAGCUCCCAGCGGCGGACAGGCCCCUCUAAGCAGCACCUGGCACCUCCGCCGAUGCCCGCUUCCCCGAGCAGCGAGCAGGUGGGGGAGGCCAGCAGCCCCACCAAGGUGCAGAAGAGCUGGAGCUUCAACGACCGCACCCGCUUCCGGGCCUCUCUGAGACUCAAACCCCGCACCUCUGCUGAGGAGGGCCCCUCAGAGGAAGCGGCGGAGGAGAAGAGCUACCAGAGCGAACUCACGGUGGACGAUGUUAUGCCUGCUGUGAAGACGGUCAUCCGCUCCGUCAGGAUCCUCAAGUUCCUGGUGGCCAAAAGGAAAUUCAAGGAGACGCUGCGACCCUACGACGUGAAGGACGUCAUUGAGCAGUACUCGGCAGGGCACCUGGACAUGCUGGGCCGGAUCAAGAGCCUGCAGGCUCGGGUGGACCAGAUUGUGGGCCGGGGUCCCGGGGACCGGAAGGCCAGGGAGAAGAGCGACAAAGGGCCCUCCGACAUGGAGGCGGUGGAUGAAAUCAGUAUGAUGGGACGCGUGGUCAAGGUGGAGAAGCAGGUGCAGUCCAUCGAGCACAAGCUGGACCUGCUGCUGGGCUUCUACUCGCGCUGCCUGCGCCCUGGCACUUCGGCCAGCCUGGGCGCCGUGCAAGUGCCGCUCUUCGACCCGGACACCACCUCCGACUACCACAGCCCCGUGGACCACGAGGACCUCUCCGUCUCCGCACAGACGCUCAGCAUCUCCCGCUCGGUCAGCACCAACAUGGACUGAGGCGCUUCUCGGGGGCGGGGAAGCACACGGCCAGCCCCGGGGCCUGCCGCUCGGACUCGCCCUCUGAGGCCUCUGGACUCCUCUCUUACUUGAACUCGCUCCCUCGUGGGAGAGAGGCCACACGCAGUGUUGAGCUGCCUGGGUGGGCGAGAUCCCCGAUGUGGGUGCCAGCGACCCACCCCACCUCAGGAGCCUGAGAUGCCAGGCCGCACGGAGGGCAGCAGCGGCGCUGUCCCGCGGCCUCUAGGCCCCGCAGUGCCCCGCCUGUUCCACCAAGGCCCGACAUGGCCUGCCUGGCAGGGGCACUACCCCGGGAGUGGGAGCAAGGCGCUGGGGCCCUGGGCCCUGACCCCGCUUCCAGCUAUGCAAGGUGAGGUCUUUGGCCCGCCCUUCACCCUUCGGACAGAGCAGGGAAGCCCUCCCGCCAAGUCCCUGCCCCUCUUGGGGGCGGGCCCAAGGUGCCCACACAGGUACCCACAAGCACAGGACCCUGCCCCAAGGCAGGUGGGCACCAUAUAUGCAAACUAUGUUAAAUAUGCAACUUUGGGGACCCCCAUGGGGUCCCUCUGCCCCUCUCCCGCUGGGAGAAGGGGCCCCAGCAGUAGCUGGUCUCAGGCUGCUUGGCCAUGACCCCAUCCGCGUUCUUUGGCUUAUCACCCCCUCCCCUUCCAGCAUGGGGCCUGCGUCCCCCCCGCCUCCCCAGGGGCAGUGCCUGGGCCUUUCUUCCCAUUAGCAGGUGUCCUCUCCCAGGGGCUCCCUCUUCCUGGCAGAGGUUCCCCCUCCUCUGACCCUAGACACCCCGGCAGCACAGGUCUCUGUACUCUCCCACCCCACGGACCAUGUUCCCCCGGUCACACAAACAUGUCCCUCCAGGCAUGCAGGAAGUCCCUCACACUCACGCGGACACACACAAUCACUCACACUUGGAGACUUGAGCACAGAGCCCCUCAGCCUCUCCUGGGCCUUGGCCGCUGAUGCCAGUGGACUGGCCUUGCAGGGCGAGGUCAGCUACAAGGAGCCCCCCACACCAUCCGGGUAGGAGAGGGAGCUCGGAUGGGACCCCAGGUGUCUCCAGGCCCCAGCCCAGAACUUUACCAGCUCUCCUUUCUCGAGAAGAUCGACUCCUCACGGGUCCAGGAGCCCUAACUGCUGCCUCUGCCUGCCCCCGAGGGCCCUGCUGGGCGUCCCCACAGCACAACUCAGGCCUAGGCCUCUGGGGCCUGGACAACACUGGAAAGACCCCAGACCCUUCCCCAGGGUGGUUAGCGGGCCCGCUUCUCUCCAGGCUUGCCCUCUUUCCAGUCACUCCAACUAACAACCAGAGAGAAUAAUAACGCAUCCCGCAAGUCCCGCUUGUCAGGCACCACCUGCGCGUGUGGCGCUCACAUGCACUCUUUCCCUCCUCCCACACCCCACUCUGCACUUCAGUUGGCAGCCCCCUGACCACAGAAGCCCCUGUCCACUCCAGGCCCCCAGCACCUCUUCGGCCUCCCUACGCCUCUGUUGCUCUUCUGCAAAGCCAAGGCAGGUGGCCGGAGGGGGAUGGGUAGUGGACCAAGGGCCACCCUUUGUGGGGUGCCAGAGAAUAAGGGGCUCAGGCCCAGCUGCCUGCAUCUCAUGACUGGGGACCUGCAUGCACCCGUGCCAGGGCUGGGGUUGGAUCUUGCUCAGCCCCACGGUGCCCAGCCUCUGCCUCCACAUGCCCUCUGCAUGUGACCAUCAUGCCCUGGAUGGAGCCUGUCCUGGCUCACGUCACCUGCACCGCACUGUCCCCCGAGAGCCACGCCUCCGCCCCCGAGGGACAGAGCUGUGGAGAGGGCGGGGAUGGGAUCAUCCUGUGACCAAAGGACCCUUGGCAGAAGCCCUCCCCCUUCCAGGACCCAGGCUUCCCACCCGGUUCUCGGAUAUGCAAGUACCUCACUUUGUUAACUUAUUAACUUAUUGAUUUCAUUAAAGUUUUCAGUAGGAG